Messenger RNA from Amphimedon queenslandica, 1707 nucleotides. Its product is annotated as espin-like. The record is from RefSeq and is a predicted model, not a curated record. Gene Ontology annotation, molecular function: protein binding. NCBI's taxonomy places the organism in Eukaryota, Metazoa, Porifera, Demospongiae, Haplosclerida, Niphatidae. Bases 595 to 1707 code for a protein of 370 amino acids. The transcript is spliced from 3 exons.
GCAUGCAUCAAAAGGUCAAACCACCCCAUGAGUUUCUUAAUCAGCAAUUUAUUUAAUUUCUUAAUUUCAAAUGAUCAUGGUAACACUAAUACUUUAAACAGGUGCUACCUCCUUUGUCCCAUUACUCAUUGUUACAUGUACCACUAGAGAUCUGUUGGAAGAAGCUUGAGACUGUACAGUAGUGUAGGUUAUCAGAGGAGGGGAGGAGGAGGAAAGGAAGAGGAGGAGCUGAGGGAGGUACUUAUAGCUAGUGAUUUGAAGAGUAAGAAUACAUAAAGUACUCAUUUAUUAGAGACAGGAGGGAAGGGAAACUGAAUAAUCUUAUGACAAGUUAUGUGAUGAUUAUAGGAAAGGAUUGGGCAAAUACUAUGAUAUUAAAAAUUAUGAGAUUUUAGAGAAAAACAUGACUACAAGAUACGUUAUUUAAAACUAUUGUUAUUUCUAUAAAUAUAAAGCAGAUUGCUGAAGAUGUAGGUGUCCAUAUUAUCCUUUCUAUUUCUGUUUCUAUUUUGUGUGUGCGUGUUUGUAUAGUGUAUAAAUAAUGGUUUCCCAUUCCUAAUAUGGUAUCAAUGAAUCUAAUUAACUAAUCACAAGAUGUCGUUAGAGGACAAGUGUUGGGAUGCGUUUAGGAAUAGAGAUCAUAAAGAAGCUGUUCGCUUACUACCAUUAGUAAAGGAACCAAAGAAAAUUAAAGGACUAUACAUAGUAUGGGAUAAUAUAAGUUUACUUCAUUGGUCUUCAAGGCAUGGUUGGUUAGAUAUUACAAAAGAUCUCAUCACUAAAUAUCACUGUGAUCCACAGGAAAGAGAUAGUGGAGGUCAGAACUGUCUUCAUUGGGCUUCACAAGGUAGUCAUGUUGAUGUGAUGAGAUAUCUCAUUGAUGAGUGUCACUGUGAUCCAAUGGAUACUACUGAGAGUGGAUACAAUGUUCUUCACUAUGUAACCUUUAACAGAUCACUUGAUGCCAUAAAGUACUUGAUCAAUCAUCAUCACUGUGAUCCAAUGGCUACUAACAAUAGGGGUGAGACUGCCAUUCACUGUGCUGCUAGGCACAUUGAUAGUGUAAAGUAUCUCAUUAAAGAGUGUCACUGUGAUCCAAUGACUACUAACAAUGAUGGUGAGACUGUUCUUCAUAAAGCAGCUGGUAUAAGCAACUCACCUGAUGUAAUCAAAUAUCUAAUUAAUGAGUGUAAUUGUGAUCCAAUGGCUCUUGACAAGAAGGGGUGGACACCACUUCACAAUGCUGCUCGUUGGGGUCAUUCUGAAGCUAUUGAAUGUUUACUAUCAACUGGUAAAUGUGAUCCAUUAGCUAAAGACAAUCAGGGAAAAACACCAUUACAACUAGCUAAAGAGGCAAAGCAGAGAGGUGGGACUACUACUCUUCCUAUCUUUAAGAAGUUUGGUGAUAUAAAAUCAUCUCAUCCAAUUGAUUCUUAUGUUAACGUCCUCCUUGUGGGUAAUCCUGGAGCUGGUAAAAGUACACUUAGUAAUGUCAUCAAUGAGACAGCUACUGGUUCUAUUGUUCUUGGUUCCUUUAGAAAUGUUGGAGGGGUGGUGCCUUGUACUGCUGUCAGUCAUGUGGAUGAGACAUUUACUAAUCCUUUUGAAAGGAGAAGGAAAAAGGAAGGAUUAAAGGAAAUUAUUAAACAUUUAAAGAACGUGUUGACAUUGCUAGCAAUACUGGUAUUGUUAGUGUGUCUCGUCUGA